AGUGUUCAAGUAAUAUCAAGCUAUAAAAUCCCACCAGGUGAGUCGCCAAUCCCCAACUCAUCUCAAAGUUUCAUCAAUGGAGAAGGAAAUAAACAUCUUCAAAUCCAAGUUAAACAAUUUGAAUGAAAUGAAAGAGGUUUAUGCCAAGCUUCUGGCAAACGACGCCCAGGGCUUGAAAAAGAUUUACCAGAAAAACCCUGGAGCGUUGUUCGAUCGAGUCACCGUGUGUAGGGACACCAUAUUUCACGUUGCGGCCUACAAAGGGAGCGAUGGAAUGCUCGAAAUGCUGGUGAAAUUGGUGCCCCACACGAGGAGACGUGAGCUGUUGAAGAUGAAGAACAUCUAUGGCAACACGAUUCUCCAUGAAGUGGUCACCUCUGCCAACAUCAAAGCGGCUGAUUUGCUGAUCGGCGAGCUGUUGUUCUGCGAUGGACCGUCGAACCACGAGACCGAUGUGCUCGAACGGGAGGCGAUACUGGCGGAUCGGAACAAGUUGGGGGAGACCCCGUUGUUCAGAGCAGCGGAAUAUGGGAACAAACUAAUGGUGAUGUAUUUGGCGAGAGAGAUUGAACGAGUGGGGAAUAUUCAUAAGCAUUACACCAGAGAUGAUGGAGUCUCCAUUCUUCAUAUUGCAGUCGUCGGCCAACACUUUGACACUGCUAUUUGGUUUGUGGAAAAGGAUCCAAAACUUGCAACCUACAAAGACAACAAUGGGAAGACGAGCCUUCACCUCCUGGCUAGCAUGACCACUGCUUUUAAGAGUUCUUCUUUUUCACCCACCAUGUUCGAGAAGCUCGUCUAUGAUAGCAUUCCGAGAGAAGCGUGUUAUGGCGAUGGCAUGGAUAAACUUCCGGUAGCUCUGCGAAACAAAGAUUUGGAACAGGCCGAGCCGAGUCAGUCGGUCCACUCCAAAGGUUUCAAUUGGUGCGGCAGGCGCCUUGCUAAAGGAUGGAAAAUGCUUGAUCGGAUGUGGAAACAAAAGCAAAUGCAUUUAUCAGCUGUUAAACUGACGAAGCUUUUGGUGCAAACCGAUUUGUCUUGGUUCGAGUCUCAUGAACCACAAGAGGAUGAUACAAUUUGCUUGGAAAGAAUGGAAGGUAUAGAAGGGGUGAUGGAAAGUCCGGUGACCGAUAAAGAGAGGCGUUCGGAACCCGAUACGCCAUUGUUUAUAGCGGCCAGCACGGGGAUCGUUGAGAUUGUGAAGGAGAUACUCCGGCAAUACCCUCAAGCAGUUGAGCACAUCAACAAAUCAGGACAAAACAUAUUGCAUACCGUCACUUUACAUCGUUCAUACAAAGUGUAUGAACACAUUAAGUAUCGAGAAGAGAAAAACAGGUUGGCUCGAGGGAUCGACAAAAAUGGUUGCACCAUAUUGCACCAUGCUGCUGACACCAAAUAUUAUCAGGGUGGAACCAAACCUAGCCCUGCUCUCAAAUUGCAACACGAGUUGGAAUGGUGCGAGGAUGUGAAAAAUCUGGUUCCUAAGCAUUUCGAGCUGCACCGAAACAAGGACAACAAGACGGCAUCUGAGUUGUUCAAUGAAAUGCACGAGGAGCAACUUAAAUCGGCACAAGAGUGGGUGAAGAACACCUCUCAAUCAUGCUCUACAGUUGCUGUUCUCGUGGCCACCGUCGUCUUUGCCGCUGCGUUCGCCCCACCAGGCGGCUUCCACCAAGACAAGGGAGAUCCAAUUCUCCUCGACCGCAAAAAGCCUCUCUACUCGUUCUUCACCGUCAUGGAUGUGGCGGGCCUUGCAAGCUCCUUGACCUCGGUGGUGAUCUUCCUCUCGAUCCUCACUUCUUCACUCGAAUUCAAAGAUUUCAAAUCAAAAAUCCCUCGGAAUCUCUCACUCGGAUUCACUUUUCUAUUCUUCUCCGUCACUUCGACGAUGCUUACUUUCACGGCCACGAUUCUUCUGCUCCUUCAUUUCAAGAAAAAGUGGACUGCAAGUUUAACAUACGCGGCUGCGUUCCUUCCCAUCUGCAUAUUCGCAUUGUUCCAGUUCCCUCUGUAUUAUGAGUACUCCAUUGCAGCUGCGAAGAGCAUUUUUGAUUUCCUCAGGAAGAAUAUGCCUGGAAAUUGGGAGUUUCUUCGGAUUAAAGAUGAUUAUUGAUUUAAGAACCCAGAAGAUUCGAAUUCGAGAGGCUAUGCAUUAAAUAUUACUAGUGUUUUUAUUUUUCCUGGAUUUGUUUGUCUCAUUAAGCCUUGAUAAUAUUCACUAAUGCCAUGGGCAGAACUUUCUUCCAUCGGUUCUUUGAUAAAUAAUUCGA
Molecule: messenger RNA, 2270 nt
Organism: Hibiscus syriacus
Lineage: Eukaryota; Viridiplantae; Streptophyta; Magnoliopsida; Malvales; Malvaceae
Exons: 7
Coding region: 77-2113 (678 amino acids)
Molecular function (GO): protein binding
Source: RefSeq, a predicted model, not a curated record